Molecule: messenger RNA, 8796 nt
Organism: Varanus komodoensis (Komodo dragon)
Lineage: Eukaryota; Metazoa; Chordata; Lepidosauria; Squamata; Varanidae
Gene: ZFYVE9
Product: zinc finger FYVE-type containing 9
Exons: 17
Coding region: 4619-8608 (1329 amino acids)
Biological process (GO): endosomal transport
Cellular component (GO): early endosome membrane
Molecular function (GO): metal ion binding
Source: RefSeq, a predicted model, not a curated record
UGAGUUCCUAGACUCUAGUACCUAGGAAAAAGUACAAAUUGUGCCUUACCCUCAGGACAUUGGUGUGAAAAAGGGGGGGGGUGUAAAUCAUAUUCCAUUUUCAUGGAAUAUGGAAUCAUAUUCCAUAUUCAUAUUUCAUGGAAUCAUAUUCCAUUCCAUUUUCAUGAGAAAAAAUUACGGCAUUGGUUUUUCUUAGCAGCUAACUUUUAAGAACUGUCAAAAGAAACCAAAAAUGGGUGGUGGUGGGGAACUAUUUGGAGCCUCUUUGGGGCUUUAUCUAGGGCUGAUACCUGCUACAACUUGAGCAUUGGUCCAUGUUGCCCUAGCCAAGGAUUCAAUUUCUAGCAUUUGUGCAACUGUAAACCUCUGCAUUUAUGCAGGAAUGACUAAAAUAAUUUUUACAUAUUUGCAUAAUAUCAUUGGGCCCCCCCAAAAAUAAAUAUCCACUGACAGGCGAGAUUCUGAAGGUUGACUAUCAAGCUGGCUUUUGUGAUUUCUGGUGGGGUGAAAGGAGUAAAAAGAGAAAAAGAUAUAGUGAGAGGAAAAUGGUUAUAAGCACAGCAGGGAGAGGAGAGACAAGUCAGUCUUGCCAUGUUAUCCCCUGGGUUACCUGUGGGAGUAUCAAAGGAGAGAGAAGAGACCAAGAACACACUGGCUGUUUAGCUGGCCUUUAUUUGACUAUUUGUUUGCAUAAUAACCAGCCCAUUGUGACUUAUUGCUAAGAAGGAUUAUCAUGAUGGGCAUUAUGUCUCCAGUUAGCUGGAUGGCUGAACUUGUCCUGAUCCAUAAAAGUGAAAACUAUAAAAGCAAAUUUCACUUGCCAUGUUAAAGCUAGGAAUGUCUCUGUGUUGUUGUAAUAUAAUAUAUUUGCAGUGACAUAGCUCCAUCUAUUUACUGUUGUGUGCAUUCAUGCACCUUUGGGUUCUUCCCCUACAACACAUACACAAUUGUAUUUAUAUAAAUAUAUCCACCUAAUAGAUGUUACUGGGCAGUAUCUAGUGGGUGCAAUGGCUAACUUACAUUAUGUUGAGCUAAUAAAAAUCCUAGCACUAUGCCAAUAGCCUUAGCUGACACGACAAUUUCUCUGAGAAAUAAAAUCCUAUGGCUGCUUGACUAAAUCUAGAGAGGCAUAGGAUUUUUUGAAACCCCAUUUCUCACCUUGGAAACUUGAUCCACAGUUGGAGCUGGGACUCUGAACUCAGAACAACCCUCUCCCUGCCCUCACAGCCAGCACUACCCCCUCCUUGCACUUGAGCUGCAGUUUUGAGGUCAUAUCAGCAACCUCAGAGAGGCUUUUUUGGGUAUCCUAGAGGAAAGGAGGAGCCAGGUGUUGUUACAAUAUGAAGUAUCCAGGUCAUGCCUCAGUUCUUCCUCCUUGCACUCUAAGAUACAAAACUUGGAUGUCAUUUAAGCCGUUUAAGUGUUUUGCAGAGCAAGUGCAAAGGCAAUCUUUGCUCCCUUCAUAGGAUGCCUAUAAAGCUCAGAGUUUGGAUGGUUAUUGGUAUUCAUAUUAGUUUGUACCCUAACUUUGUGUCUUUAUCUUUAUCUUCAAUGGAAUCUAUGUUUUUAUGUCAAAUGUAAAAUCAUAUUUAUUUUAAUAUUUUUCUAUUAAUAAUCCACUUUCUAUUGCUUUUAGUCAGCUUUUGAACUUUAUAUACAAAUAUUGGCAGUAUCAACUAACUCAUAUUUAAUUGGCUGCUUUUAAAAGUAACUGGUUAUAUAAAUCUCCCCCCAAAUAAUUUUUUAAAGAAAAAUAAGUAACCAGCAUUUAAAUCAAACUUAAGCAGUUAUGUAUUAAUUGCAAAAGUUAUCAAAUUUAAUUUGUAUCUGACUGAUUCAUACUGAUGAGGAAAUAAGGAAUCGGAACUAACAUGGUUUUAUCACCUGACUUUUGAAAUACUGUAACAUGCUCUUGAAUUUUUAUUGAAAACAAUUACAAGCUGGUUUAAAUGUUAAGGUUGGGAGUAGUCUAAAAGUUGCACUCAAACUUCAGAAUAUUCAGAAGUUUGUAACUGGCUGUCUACUUGACAGGUUCAGACAAGGAGCUGGGUAGCAUUUCCUGACAAAUGGAGAACUAUUUCCAGGCAGAAGCUUAUAACCUUGAUAAGGUUUUAGAUGAGUUUGAACAAAAUGAAGGUAAGUAACUUUUGACAGGGCUGAAGAUUAUCUGUGGCUCUAGUUGUAUUUGUAUUUUCUAUUCCAUUGUAGCUGCCAUCUAUGUACUUCCUAGGAAAAAAUUGGAAAAGGACACUGAACAGGUUUAGACCCAUGGAUUAAUUGCCCACUUUUAAUCUUGAAAUUCUAGAAUUGCCCAAAUACAGUCUAGUUAAUGGCCAGCUAACAUUGAAUGAAUAUUGAUUUGGAUUUAGAUAUAGGCAUGUACAACGAGGCUUAAGGAAGUGGAUUUUCCUACCUCUUUUCCAUGACAGUCCUUUGAAAAAUGUUACACAGAGGGUCUGGCGAUUCUGCUGACUGAGAGAGGCUGUGUUGUGGUGUAGGGAUCUUGGUGGAGGGGGCGGGUUGCUUUCCUCUCAGUCCUAUCUCCACCAGCCUGUACUUGUAUCAUUCAGCAGUGUCCUCAAACCAUUUGUAACGUUUUCAUGGGGCUAGAGGGGUUUCCAUGGGGCUGAGCAUUUAAGUAAUAUGCUUCUGUACUAAUUAAUAGUAAAAUUAAUUAGUACUAUUUUAUUAGUGCCAGAAUAAAACAAACCCUGAAUAAUAAAUAACUGGGUUUCAAAGUUUAAUAUAGAAACAGAUAUUACAUGUGAUGUGAUCUUAUACAGAUUACUUGAGGGAGACAUUGUGAACUCAUUGUGCAUACUGUGCAUAUGUAUAGAUUCUACACUGCAGAGCGAGGAAUGGGGAAGCAAAAGUAAUUGUUGUUAACUAUGUUAUGGUUGUAAUUGUUAUGAAGUGUCCAGAAUGCUUAAGGUAUUAGUAUAGAAAUGUAAUAAGUUUUAAAAACUGUGUUUUUACUAUAUGCAGUUUUGCAUCUGUUUUAGUAAAAACACAAAUCACUAAUAUUAGAUAGUUUAUUUAAUCAUGUGACUGAUGUCUUUAUUAACUGUCUUGGUAGGUGAAUCAAGAAUUGCUCCAAUAUUAUACUUCAUUUCUAAUUGAAUUGUGCUUGGCCUCUUCACAGUACUUUAAGCUGGUGUUAAAAAUGCAGCUUGUUCAAGAUGUUUUUUUUCUUAAAGGGUAUACAUGGUUUCAGGUUCUUUUAAAUGUUGAUCUGCUUAAACUAUGCAAUACAAACUUUGUUUCUUCUGGUUGCAUCUUUAAGCUGCUGGUAGUUGUGGCUGUUUCAUAGCUAUUUAUGUUUAAAUAUAUUGUAAAUAAUCUUAUGAAAGCUGGGAGGGAUAGACCAUCAAAGUGACAACAAAAAACACCUAAUACAUCAAAAUGCUCUUACAAGUUCCUUUUAUAAUAAAGAUGUUAGCAUGGGCAGGAUGUAUGUAUUUAUAAAGAGAUAAAACCUUUUUCAUAUUACCGUUUGUGGAACUAGGGCAUUCUGGUAUAUGAAAAUAGUAACAUUGGAAGUAUACGAAUCUAAAUAGAUCUGUGCUGGGAUUAGGCAAAAGGUUAAUCAAGUUCAACAUCUUGUUUUCCACACUGGCCAGCCAGGUGCCUCUGGGAAGCCCAUAAAUAGAAUAUGAAGGCAAUAGCUUGCAUCUGCUUUGGCUUUCCAACAAUUGAUAGUGAGAUAUAUACUUCUGAACCUGGUGGUUCCUUAUUACUGUUGAUGGCAUUCUCUUCCACAAAUUAGGCUAAUCCUUUGUAAAGGCAGCUAAGCAGACACAUUGUGGCAACAAACUUCAUGCCUCUAUGAAAUUCAGUUUUUGGUAUUUAAUAAAACUGGAACUAUGUAAGUGCUGUUAAUUUGUCCUUUUUUGGUACUCUUUUGGGGGGUUAAAAUUUAUCCUUUUGUUUGACUAGUGUUAAUUGUUAGGGCUUGGUCAUAGAGUAGUUUUUCUUUCAAUAACAAAAAUAUGGUUGACUUGUGGUAAUACCUUGUAAGACCAAUUGCUUCCCAUCUGUUUUUUCCUCUUACAGUGCUAAAAGAUGUUAAUGCAAAAAGCAUUUAUAAUGUCUGGUAACAAUAUGUGUCAAAGGAGAAAGUAUAGCAGAAGCCUGAAAGGCAAGUGGUAGGGGAAGAGCUGUUGGAGAGAGAAAGAGAACAGAAGCUUGUAAGCAGAGGCACAGUGUGAGCACUGUGUUUGAGAGUGAACAUUCUGUAGAAUUGCUUUGCUGCUACUGCUAUUGAUUUAUGUGUGCCAAGAAGAAAAACAGUGAAGACAGAAGAGAUCUCCAGUUCUUUCCGUCAUGGUCUCCAGUCUCAUAUUUUUUUGCUACCUUUCCCCAAGCAUGCAGAACUCAGCAGCAGCAACAGGUAGCUUAGUGGGAUGAGGCUAUUUCACCUACACUGUUGGAUGCUAAGUGGAAUCAGAUCCUAGAUCCUCCUUCUCAUCGGCUGUCUUUUAACCCAGCUCUAGCCAAUGUGAACGAAGCCACAAUUCCUAAUGAAUGUCCACAGAAAUUAAAGGCCUUCUCCUUGUCUCAUUUAGUUGCUGCAUCAGUAGGUGGAGGGGAUUGUUGUUCUAACGGAAAGAAUCUUAAUAUGAGCGAAGAAAGCCCAAACAUGUGGAUUGAUGAUCAAGCAGCAACAGAUGAUCAGCUAGUUAAGAGUAAUAGUAAUCAGAAUGCUCAGUGUAAUGCAGUGGGUGAAGAAGAAAAAAAAUGUGGCAGUUUAGAUAGUUUACCAGAGGGGAAAAAUGUUCUGGUUGUAGCGGUCAUGCAUAACUGUGACAAAAAACCUUUGCAAAGUGAUCUGUUGGACUGUAAAACUUACAGCAUUCCCCCUAUAAUGGAUACCGUUAGCUUUACACUGGAUAACGAAACUGAACAAAUUAAUCACUUGGAUGUUACUGUAAAUGGGUCCACUGAGAAAGAUACUGAUACUGAAAAAGAAGCUGUACAAGCAAAGAAGCUGCAUGUGGAAGAAGAUUCUGUUCAUCAUUGUAUUGUUGCCACUUCAGAUGGUCUGUUCAGUGAAAAUUCUUGUUCUCUGGUAAAGGACAAGGAUAGUACAAAUAAAGACUCUAAUUUCUCAGAAACUGCAACAGCAGGAAUAAAUGCAGUUUCCUUGCAGAGACCACUUGACCCUGGCAUGAAAGUACAAGAAAGAUGUGCAUCAGAUGAGGGUUUUGAUACAGAUGCUGCUGCUCAGAUGACAGAACUAGGAACUAAAAACUGUUUACCUAGACCACACAGUGGUGAUUGUUCCACAGAGGCUUCUGUAGUAGAACAAACAGCCCACCAAUUUGCGUCAGGGAUACCCAAGCUCUCUGAAACUUGUCAGCUGAAUACAUUUGGAAGUGACAAUUCUUGUGAACAUUCUGGUGAACAUUUGGCCUCUCAGGAUGUUAGCACUGUUGAAAAUGAAACUGACAAAUGCGAGAAAGUUCUCAACACAACUGAAUUGUUCAGUAUGGCAGUUUGUUUAUCAGACUCUCAGGAGAUGACAAAUGGGGAAUUGACUAAACAAAAUGAAAGGAGUAAUAGGCAAACAAAUGAGGACAAUGAAGCUCAGUUGCAUACAGCAAAGGAUGAGGAAGCAAGUAAUAAUACUGAAGAAAGCCAUGAUGGAAUGACAGAAGCAAGUCUUGACUUGAAGGGGACCACUUUAGAGGAGCUUGAAGACUCCUGUCUCACUGAUGUCAUGGAUACAUCAGCAUCAAGUGGCCUGCCCAAUUGUGAUUCCUAUGGAAUACAGAACCCAAUUCUUGCUCAUAUUCCAAAGACUUUACCCUCCAAGGAAGACUCUGUAACUGAGGAAAAGGAGAUAGAGGAGAGCAAAUCAGAAUGUUAUAGUAAUACUUAUGAACAAAGAGGAAAUGAAGCCACAGACAGGAGUGGAGUCAUUUUGAACUGCACUGGUGACUCAAUUAAAAAAAAAUAUUUACAUAAUCUCUGCAGUCAGGUAUCAUCUGAACCAAGUCAAGCAUCACAAAGUACAGCAGCUAACCUGCAACCACUUAGUGUUCCUUUUGGUGGUGCCCGACCCAAACAACCUACGAAUCUUAAACUGCAAAUCCCAAAGCCAUUAUCAGACCAUUUACAAAAUGACACGGUUCCCCCAAACUGUGGAGGUAUCAGUAAAAAUAAAAAUGAUAUAUCUGGAAAAGCAAAAAUAGGUGAAAACAUAGCAGCAAAUGUAUUUUCUGAUGAAACAUCCCUGAAUGCCUUGGUGACAGAUACUGGUGUGGAGCAUUCAGAAGAGUUUGAGUCUGGGAUUUCAAGUAGCUUGUGCCUUGCAGCAGCCUCGGACAAUCCUGACAAUGAUCUUGGAGCUGGUCAGUUUGGAGUUCCUACUAGAAAGCCAUUUACUACAUUAGGCGAAGUGGCUCCAGUUUGGGUCCCAGAUUCUCAAGCACCAAACUGCAUGAAAUGUGAGGCCAGAUUUACAUUCACUAAAAGGCGACACCAUUGCAGAGCCUGUGGAAAGGUCUUCUGUGCAGCCUGCUGUAGUCUAAAAUGCAAACUGAUAUAUAUGGACAGAAAGGAAGCAAGAGUGUGUGUAAUUUGCCACUCGGUGCUGAUGAAUGCACAAGCCUGGGAGAACAUGAUGAGUGCCUCAAGCCAAAGUCCUAAUCCUAACAAUCCUGCUGAGUAUUGUUCUACCAUUCCUCCCUUGCAGCAAGCCCAGGCUUCUGGAGCUCUGAACUCCCCACCACCUACUGUUAUGGUACCUGUGGGAGUCUUAAAGCAUCCAGGUGCAGAAGUGGCUCAGCCUAGAGAACAAAGACGUGUUUGGUUUGCUGAUGGCAUCUUACCCAAUGGAGAAGUUGCUGAUGCAGCCAAAUUGACAGUGUGUGGAACAACAUCCACUGGAGCACUAGCAGUGUCCCAUGAUCCAAGCAAGCCCAUGAGCAACAGCUCUUCACCAGCAGAGACGGAAAACACACUGGCAUUUUCAAGAAGUAUAACUCAGGUUGGAAGUCCAGUAGGCAGUGCAAUGAAUCUUAUUCCGGAAGAUGGGCUUCCUCCAAUUCUCAUUUCUACUGGUGUAAAAGGAGAUUAUGCUGUAGAAGAAAAACCAUCCCAUAUAUCAGUGAUGCAGCAGCUAGAAGAUGGUGGCCCAGACCCUCUUGUGUUCGUUUUAAAUGCAAAUUUGCUGUCCAUGGUUAAAAUUGUGAAUUAUGUGAAUAGGAAAUGUUGGUGCUUUACUACAAAGGGAAUGCAUGCAGUAGGCCAGUCAGAAAUAGUAAUUCUUCUACAGUGUUUACCUGAUGAGAAAUGUUUGCCCAAGGAUAUCUUCAAUCACUUUGUGCAGCUUUAUCGAGAUGCCUUGGCAGGUAAUGUUGUGGGCAAUUUAGGACACUCAUUUUUUAGCCAGAGUUUCCUUGGUAGUAAGGAGCAUGGUGGCUUUUUGUAUGUUACUCCUGCGUUUCAGUCGCUGCAGGAUUUGGUGCUCCCUGCCCCUCCAUAUUUAUUUGGGAUUCUUAUCCAGAAAUGGGAGACUCCUUGGGCCAAAGUAUUUCCCAUCCGAUUGAUGCUGAGACUUGGAGCUGAAUAUAGGUUGUACCCAUGCCCACUUUUCAGUGUCAGAUUUCGUAAGCCAUUGUUUGGGGAGACUGGACACACAAUUAUGAAUCUUCUCGCAGACUUCAGAAAUUACCAGUAUACAUUGCCAGUUGUCCAAGGCUUAGUGGUUGAUAUGGAAGUGAGGAAAACUAGCAUCAAAAUUCCCAGCAACAGGUACAAUGAGAUGAUGAAAGCCAUGAACAAGUCCAAUGAGCAUGUUCUAGCAGGUGGUGCAUGCUUCAAUGAGCGGGCAGACUCUCAUCUAGUGUGUGUGCAGAAUGAUGAUGGGAACUAUCAGACACAGGCCAUCAGUAUUCAUAAUCAGCCACGGAAGGUGACUGGAGCCAGCUUCUUUGUCUUUAGUGGAGCUUUAAAAUCAUCUUCAGGCUAUCUUGCCAAGUCCAGUAUUGUAGAAGAUGGUGUUAUGGUCCAGAUAACAGCUGAAAAUAUGGACUCCCUAAGGCAGGCGCUGAGAGAGAUGAAAGACUUCACUAUUGCUUGUGGUAAAAUGGAUGCUGAAGAGCCCCAAGAGCAUGUGCAUGUUCAGUGGGUGGAUGAUGACAAAAACUUCAACAAAGGUGUUGUAAGCCCUAUUGAUGGAAAAUCUAUGGAAUCUAUCACAAGUGUCAAGAUAUUUCAUGGCUCAGAUUAUAAAGCAAAUGGGAAGGUCAUUAGGUGGACAGAGGUUUUCUUUCUGGAAAAUGAUGACCAACAUAAUGGCCUAAGUGACCCAGCAGAUCACAGCAGGCUGACUGAGAAUGUGGCUAAGGCUUUCUGCUUAGCCUUGUGCCCUCACUUGAAGCUGUUGAAAGAAGAUGGAAUGACCAAGUUGGGUCUACGAGUUACACUUGAUGCUGAUCAAGUUGGCUACCAGGCUGGAAGCAAUAGCCAGCCACUGCCUGCUCAGUACAUGAAUGAUCUGGACAGUGCCUUAGUUCCAGUGAUUCAUGGAGGAGCAUGCCAGCUGAAUGAAGGCCCCAUCAUCAUGGAGCUUAUCUUUUAUAUUCUGGAAAACAUCUCAUAAGAGGACUUCAUUUUCUGUUCAGACCUGUUCCAGCAGCAGUUGAAUCUGAAUCAUUUGCACUUUAAAACUGGAAAAUUAAGCUUUUUGUUAACACUAUUAUGAAGGGGUGGGGGAGGGGUGGGGGUGAGAACAGUUGCUCCAUAACUCUGAAUUGUCUAUGCAUUUGUCAACAGGAUCAGGGCAGCUUC